GGAAAGUUCCUUGAUGAGUUCCAGAGGUGCUCUGUAACAAAACCAGUGAUGAAAGCCGAACCAAUUCGAAAAUGUAUUAAAACUUUUAAACUUCAAUUGAUCCGAUCAAGUGAAAGCCUCGGCUCAGGAGGUUUCAGAGUCAGCCUCUCUCGAGUUCUCCUAAACGGUCUGCAAGUAUGAUACAGUGAGCAAUAAAGGGAUCCAAGAUUAUAUCAGCGAAGUAAUAAAGCAGAUACUUCAGAGCUUUUACCACAGAUAUUCCAAGAUAUUUUACAGGGACUUCUGAUGGAAAUAUGAGCAUGACAGGCCAAGAGGGGAAGAAUACAGCUGUGCCAACCACUAUCAUCGGAGCUUUAG
Messenger RNA from Moneuplotes crassus, 357 nucleotides. The record is from the annotation of a GenBank genome assembly. Lineage: Eukaryota; Ciliophora; Spirotrichea; Euplotida; Euplotidae.